AUGCCUAACCAAUGGAAACCUACGCCACCAUUGGACGUAAUUGAGCCACACAUCCUUCGCCUUUGGAAGGCACGCCAGACCGAUAGGCAAAUUGUCACGGAAUUGCAAAAACAUUUCGAUACAUCACGCUAUGGUCUCGGGCUUACAAAAUUUCUCAAGAUUCAUGAAGGCAUGGGUCUUUGA
Suillus subalutaceus is the source of this 183-nucleotide messenger RNA. RefSeq lists its product as uncharacterized. Lineage: Eukaryota; Fungi; Basidiomycota; Agaricomycetes; Boletales; Suillaceae. The record is from RefSeq and is a predicted model, not a curated record. The coding region runs from base 1 to 183 and encodes 60 amino acids. The transcript is spliced from 3 exons.